This is a messenger RNA of Colletotrichum gloeosporioides, 1035 nucleotides long. Its product is annotated as Dehydrogenase azaJ. NCBI's taxonomy places the organism in Eukaryota, Fungi, Ascomycota, Sordariomycetes, Glomerellales, Glomerellaceae. The coding region runs from base 1 to 1035 and encodes 344 amino acids. Gene Ontology annotation, molecular function: oxidoreductase activity, acting on NAD(P)H. The record is from RefSeq and is a predicted model, not a curated record. The transcript has 6 exons.
AUGCGCGCCAACGCAAUCGUUCAAGAAGGGAGGUCCCUCGUCGCCAAGGAAGUCAGUUUGCCUUCCCUCAAGGAGCAUCAGCUUUAUGUUCGGAUCAGCCAUGCAGCCUUCAAUCCCACAGACCGACUGGCUCUCGAUGUCAACGCAUUUGGCGACGGCGCUGUUUUGGGCUGCGACUUUGCGGGAGAGGUGGUGGAAGCUCACCCCAGCGUGAGCAAGUUCGCUAACGGCAGUAAAAUCGCUGCCUUCAUCUGGGGUGGCGAGAUUCCCGGUCUGGGUGCUUACUCUACACACACUAUAGCGGAUGAAAGACUAUCGUUUCAUAUCCCAGAAAACAUCAGCGCCCCAGAGGCAAGUACAAUUCCUCUUGCGGCCAACACCGCUUGGCUGGCGCUGUUCUCCUCGGACUGCCUAGGCCUUCCGCGAAACUCUUCAAAGGGAGCCUCGGUUCUUAUCUGGGGUGGAAGUUCUGUUGUUGGCUACUUUGCUGUACAGCUUGCCAGGCUACACGGAUAUGAGGUUAUCACCACAUGUAGCCCCCAAAACUUUGACAAGGUCAAAUCAGCCGGUGCUACCCUUGCAUUUGACUAUAACGACAAGGAAGUAAUUUCACGCAUUCGAGAAGCUGUACCGGACCUGGAACAUGUCUUCGACACCAUUGGCAAUGCCUCAUCCUCGGCCGCUGCUUCGAAGGCGCUCAAAGACUCUACAGGCCGCCUAUGCACCGUUCGUCCAGGCAAAGCCAAUACAGAGAGCGUGCCGGCAACAGUUGAUGUCUCCGACGUCUUCGUUUUCACAGCCUUUCCAACCGCGCAUACCUAUCGCGGAAAGGCACACUGGCCAGUAAACAUCCCAAAUCACAAACUGAGCUUAGACCUUCACGAUCAACUUCCGAAGCUUCUUCAUGAGGGAGCUUUGAGACCUCCGAGUGUUAAAAUACUGGGCAGCCUCAGUCCAAAUACAGUCGCACAGGCCAUGGAUCUCAAUAGAGACGGAAAGAUCUCGGCCGAGAAGAUCGUCUUUAAAGUUGAUUAA